AUGGCGCUUGCAGGGGGAAGUGCAAUGAUAAUACAAGAGUUUUCCUCGGCUAAGUGCACAUUUGAAGUAUACAAGCAAGUGUUUGAAAAUAAAAUGAGAAUACACAACAUAGACGAGGCAAAAUGGCACCAGUAUUUAAUUUCAUGUAUAGGCUUCGAUAUUGUAACAUUGCUGACAGAAUUAUGUUUUCCGUCUAGUCUGGACAGCAAAAACUAUAAACAAUUAGUUGAGCUCAUUGAAAAACAUAUCGAACCAACUCAGUCAGAAAUUACAGAAACAUACAAAUUUAUGAAAAGAGUACAAUUGCCUAAUGAAUCCAUUGCAGAGUUCGUGGCGGCCCUUAAAAAGCUUGCCCAAACGUGUAAUUUCGGGGCACAUCUGGAAAGAUCAUUGAGAGAUAAAUUUGUUCAUGGCUUACGAUAUGAGAAUAUUGUAAAAAGACUCUUUAAUGAAGAUAAAUUAACUUUCACGACAGUGGUGAACAUAGCUAUAGGGAUGGAGCUGGCUGAGAAAGGGGCGAGGCUGAUUACGCACGGCCAAGAAGAAGCAGAGGUGCAGAAGGUGUCUCAUCAAAAAGAAAGUAAAGAGACGGUGAAGGUGAAAUGUCAUUGUUGUGAUAAGCUGGGACAUAUAAAACCGAAGUGUAAGUUCAGAGAAGAAGAAUGUUACAAAUGUCAUAAGAAGGGGCAUAUUGCGAGUGUCUGCCGAGCCCAGGUUAAUCUACAUAAGAGGUUUCCGUCAAGAAAAGUAAAGGAGGUAAAUAAAGAUGAAUUUUCAGUGUUACAGGUUAAAAGCAGUGUGUAUUCAGAAAAGGAAAAUUGUGAUUACGGGUUAGAGUUACUAUUUUAUCAAAAUGAAGAUAGUGUAUAG
This is a messenger RNA of Melitaea cinxia (Glanville fritillary), 870 nucleotides long. RefSeq lists its product as uncharacterized. Bases 1 to 870 code for a protein of 289 amino acids. Gene Ontology annotation, molecular function: zinc ion binding; nucleic acid binding. The record is from RefSeq and is a predicted model, not a curated record. Lineage: Eukaryota; Metazoa; Arthropoda; Insecta; Lepidoptera; Nymphalidae. The transcript has a single exon.